AGCUACAGAACAUGUGCUCGGACACACUUCAUAGGUGUGUUGCACCAUUCAUCUUUCCAUUUUAUACUUUAUUUCAUAUCAAUUUAUCGCAGACACUCUUUGUCUUUGCUUCUUACUCUCUUUGUCUUUGCUUCCUGCUGUACUAUUUACUUUAGUGAGGAUUUUUUUCCAUGCCAGUUUUUCCCUAAGAAAUAGCGAGAGAAGGUAGGAGGAGCCAGACUGAAAAGUGUGCCUCUCUCUCUCACACUCUUUCACACACGCUCCCUCUCUUCCAUUCUGUCAUCUCGGCAGAACAGAGACUGUUCAUUACCAGCCACGCUGAAUGUAGGGGGGGCAGUACACUUUUGACUUUAAGUCAGAUUUCACAGAGGAAUAUUCUUUUUCUUCACGAUAUCCAAAGGAUCAGCAAGAACAAGAGGAAAAGAAAUUUCACUUUGAGAGAAUAUACAGACAUAAAGCAGAAUGGUUGCUGGUAUGCUGAUGCCCCUGCGGGACCUGAGGGCCAUCUAUGAGGUUCUGUUUCGAGAUGGUGUCAUGGUGGCCAAGAAGGACAAGAGGCCUCAGACCAAGCACCCUGAGAUAGAAGGUGUGUGCAACCUACAAGUAAUCCGUGCCAUGGGGUCUCUUAAGUCUAGGGGCUGUGUGAAGGAGACAUUUGCCUGGAGACAUUUCUACUGGUACCUGACCAAUGAGGGCAUUGUUUACCUGCGUGACUACCUCCGCCUGCCCCCUGAAAUUGUUCCUGCCUCCCUGCAGAGGGUUAGGAAGCCAGCCUCCUCCCUGGCCAUUACCCACCAGGCUGCACGGGUCCAAUCUGUGGAAGGUCCUACAUCUUAUGUUCCCAAGCCAGGACGCAGGGGUGAAGCAGAGAGCCAAGAGGCUCUGGCCGAGCGUCAUGGCUACCGCCAUAAGAUGAUGGGUUCUGGAGAAAGAGAGAGCUACCCUGAUAGGACCCCCAGGUUUAGGGGUCGUCCGCUGGCUGCAGAACCAGUCAGGCCAAAAGCAUCUUGGGAAGUACAAGACCAGCCUCAGCCUCUGUUUAGGAAGGGGAACAACUUCAGAAGUGAAGCAGUGGAGGAGAGCAGGGUAAAAAGAGUAUCUUGUCAGCAGCCCGAUGUGAGCAGUAAGAAGCCAGUAACAACAUCACAGGAGAGAGGAGUGUCUGAAGUCCAAAAGGAGAAGGUCCAGGUUCAGAGAGCAGCUUUGAAACAGGAUGUGUCACAGACCACUCUGACAUCAGCGUCCUCCAAAACAGCCCUACCAUUAACUGUGGCUGCUGUUGCUGAGGCUACAGGUGCUGCAACAUCAAAGAUUCCAACUGAACCCUCUACUCCCAAAACAAAUAAGGAUAAGCCUAAGAUUGCUAAUGAAAAAGCUUCCAUGAAGCUUUGUGAAAAGGUAACAAGGAAUUCAGCUAUCACAGUACCUGAUACAAAGGUCAAAGAGGAGAAGACAAAAAAGGUAAUUGUGGAUCCAAUUAAAUCUGCAGAGGUCAAGGCUACAUCUGAAACGGCAACUGCUAAAAUGAAGGCCCAGGCAGUUAUUACAAUGGCUACCGCUCAGGAAACCAAAGAAGAGAAGCUUAAGAGAGCAAAGGUUAAUGAGGAAUCAAGUAAACCUGCAGAAGUGAAGACCCCAUUUGAAUCUAAAAUAGAUCAUGAGAAGGCAAAGAAAACUUCCAAAGUAACUGCCACUCAGGCAACCACCAAACCCCCAACUGACAGUAGCACCAGUGAGCCAGUGUUGUCCACUGAUGCAGUAAAGGAAAUCUCUAAAGUGAAAGUGACUCAGGAGCCCAUUGAUGCUAAAGUGAACUCAAUGAAUCUCUCAGCAAAGCCCAAAACUGAUGAAGUGCCCCAGAAAACUACUAUGGUGGCUGAGUCCUCAAUACCUGAAGUUAAAACCACCAUUAGAACAACAACUCUCUCAGCACCUAUGGCCAGUACUGAAGAUACUAAACCUGUCAAGGGGAAAGCUACAGUAACAGAGAUGAUUACAAAACAGGAGAAAACUGAUGUAAAGGUGAUUCCUCAUGUCAAGAAAGAUGAAAAAAUAGUGCCAGAUGAGGCCCUUAAAGUCUCAUUACAGGGCCCUGCAUUAACGCGAAAAAGCUCCUCUUCACCUCAGCUCAGUCAAAAUGCUGCCACCAUGGAGGUGGUUAUGGAAACCAAACAAGUGGUUGAGGGAAGCUCUAAAUCAAAAAGGAAGAAAAAGAAAUCCCCAGGUGAGAUAUCCAAGAGUAUCAAUGCCGAGGAACUACCUGACUCAAAGCUGGGGAAGAAAAAAACCUCUAUAGACAAGCCCUCUGAGGAAGUUGUUGAAAACACCCUUCAACUCACACCAGUGAUUACCUCAGAGCCAUUGGCCGUGUCUACCAGCAUAAAGACUAAGGGGACAUCACCUGUAGAGGAAACUAAGACUCAGGCUGAAAUAGAUAUUGAUGGGGGGAAAAUAGAGGAAGUCCCUCAACAAAUUGAUGGGAAGCCAAUAAUGGAAGUCCCUAAACAAACUGUGGACCAGAGUAUUUCUCAAGUAGCAUCACUACCAUUAGAUCAGAUCCCAGCAGUGCCCCCAGUGGAGCUUCCAGAAUAUGCACAAGUCAAAGAGAAGGUUGAGGGAAGUAGCGUCAGCAAAACAUCACAGGGACCAUUAUGCUCCAAGGACAGGUUUAACGCUAAGUUGCCCCAGAUGGAGCCAGUGAAAUCUGAGGAAAUGACUGUCACUAAAGUGGAAAUGGUGACGGUGCAGAAAAUAACUCUAGCAAGCCCUAAACCUGAGGAGAAAAGCCCUGCACCACUGUCAGAAUCUCAGAAACCCACAGUUGAGACUAAAUCCUCAGUAAGCACAGGGAAAGCUGCAGAGGAAUCUUCAAAGGGUAAGAAGAAAGGGAGGGGGAAGAAGCAGGCUCAGGCACCAGUAUCAGACACCAUAAACACAAAGCCUAUCUUUUUGCCUGAAGCAGAAGCAUUGCCGUCCACUAACAUUACAUCAUUGCCCAAGGCCACAGUUAAAGACAGCCCUGUCAUGGCCCCGGACCUAACAAAAGAGAGUGUUUCUCCAAAGAUGACUCCUGAAAGAAUGUGCAUUGAGGAAACCAGGCAGGCAGCAGCUGUGCUCUCUGAGGACCCAGCAGACAAAGGGGAGGUGGAGCCAGCACUGCUCUUUGCAGAAAAAAUCAAGCGGGAGGUUCCGAAACCAAAAUCAUCCUCCACUGCGAGGGAAGCACACGCAGCCGGAGAAUUAGCGUCAGCAGCACCAGUGGUAACAGCAGGGGCAGCUAUAGCUCAGGCACAGGCCAACCCCCUCACUAAGCAAGAGGAGCCUCCCAGAGUUGCACAACAUUCAGCCAGUCAGGCAGCAGAACACAGCACAGAGAAAAGGCUCUCUGUUUCUGAGGCCUUAAAGCAGGAAGAAGAGAAGAAGAGGGACUUGGAGGAGGACACACCCUCUGCCACUGCCACACCCGCAGCUGACCAGCCUCACCUAGGGGACACCUGUGAGUCUGUAAGCCCUGACAUAGACGAGGCCACCAUGAAGAGAAAAAUUGUAGUGGUUGAAGAGAUAGUUGAGGUGAAACAGGUCAUUAGUCCUCAGGCAACUGGGGAGCAGUCACCUCCUCCACCUGUGCAACCUGAGGCAGAAGGAGAGGAACUGGACCUGGAUGUUCUGGAAGCAAUCGCCAUAGAGCGGGCACUUUUAUCAGGGGUGGUGGGGUCCAGGGUGCAAGGAGCCUCACCUGAGGAAGACUGGGACCACUCACUAGAAGAGCCAGAGGAGAAAACGUGGCCUAACUUCAUUGAAGAUGAACGAGAUCGAGUACAGAAAAAGACCUUCACAAAAUGGGUCAACAAGCACUUGAUAAAGCAUUGGAGGGUAGAGAAACAGCAGCACGUGACAGACCUGUAUGAAGACCUUCGAGAUGGACAUAACCUGAUCUCGCUGUUGGAGGUCCUCUCUGGGGAAACACUGCCCAGAGAGAAAGGCCGCAUGCGAUUCCACAAACUGCAGAAUGUACAGAUAGCACUGGACUUCCUCAGACACCGCCAGGUUAAGCUGGUUAACAUCAGAAACGAUGACAUAGCAGAUGGGAACCCCAAGCUGACCCUGGGGUUAAUAUGGACCAUCAUCCUCCACUUCCAGGUCUCCUCCUCUAUCUCAGAUAUUCAGAUCAACGGCCAGUCAGAGGACAUGACAGCCAAGGAGAAGCUGCUGUUCUGGUCCCAGAGGAUGACGGACGGCUACCAGGGCAUCCGCUGUGACAACUUCACCACCAGCUGGAGGGACGGCAAGCUCUUCAACGCUGUCAUACACAAACACCAUCCCAGACUCAUCGACAUGGGCAAAGUGUACCGACAGACCAACCUGGAGAACCUGGAACAGGCCUUCAGUGUGGCAGAGAGAGACCUGGGAGUGACACGCCUACUGGACCCUGAGGAUGUUGAUGUCCCACACCCUGAUGAGAAGUCCAUCAUCACUUACGUGUCAUCCUUGUAUGAUGUCAUGCCUCGGGUUGACGUACAUGAUGGCAGCAGAGCUAACGAGCUGGAGCUGCGCUGGCAGGAGUACUAUGAGCUGGUGACUCUUCUGCUCCAGUGGAUCCGCCACCAUGUCAUGAUCUUCGAGGAGAGGAAGUUCCCCGCCAGUUAUGAGGAGAUAGAGCUUCUUUGGCGCCAGUUCUUGAAGUUCAAAGAGACAGAGCUGCCGGUAAAAGAGUCCGACAAGAGCCGGUCUAAACAUAUCUACCAGUCCUUUGAGAGUGCCGUGCAGGCUGGUCAGGUGAAGGUCCCUCCAGGCUACCAUCCCAUUGAUGUGGAGAAAGAAUGGGGUCGACUUCAUGUGGCCAUCCUGGAAAGAGAACGGCUGCUCAGGAUAGAGUUUGAGAGAAUCGAGAGGCUCCAAAGGAUUGUCAGUAAAGUCCAGAUGGAGUCGGGGUUGUGUGAUGACCAACUCAGCCACCUGGAGACCCUGCUGCAGACGGACAUUCGUCUGCUGAAUGCAGGGAAACCAGCUCAGCACACAGUAGAAGUGGAGAGGGAGCUGGACAAGGCAGACAACAUGAUUCGCCUGCUCUUCAAUGAUGUGCAGAUACUCAAGGAUGGACGCCACCCUCAGGCUGAACAGAUGUACCGCAGAGUUUACCGCCUCCAUGAGCGCCUGCUGAACUUGCGCAGUGAUUACAACCUUCGUCUGAAGUCUGUUGUGACUACUGCCCCGGUUACCAGCACUCAGCAUAUCACCCAGCAUACCACCAUAAAGGUGCGGCCUGAGUUGGAUGAUGUGACCCUUCGCUAUGUCAAAGACCUCCUGGCCUGGGUGGAGGAGAACCAGCUUCGCAUUGAUGAAGCUGAGUGGGGCUCUGAUUUGCCCUCUGUGGAGUCCCAGCUAGGCAGCCACAGAGGCCUGCACAAAACUGUGGAGGAUUUCCGAUCCAAGAUUGAACGGUCCAGGGCUGACGAGAGCCAGCUAUCUCCUGUCAGCAAGGGCACGUACAGAGAAUACCUGGGUAAACUGGACCUUCAGUAUGGCAAACUACUGAACUCUUCCAAGUCCCGCCUAAGGAACUUGGAUUCACUCCACGCCUUCGUCAGCGCUGCCACUAAGGAACUGAUGUGGUUAAAUGACAAAGAAGAGGAGGAGGUCAACUUUGACUGGAGUGACAGGAACACCAACAUGACGGCUAAGAAAGACAAUUACUCGGGUCUCAUGCGAGAGCUGGAGCUGAGGGAGAAGAAGGUCAAUGAUAUCCAGGCCAUGGGAGACAGACUUGUCAAGGAUGGACAUCCUGGCAAGAAGACAGUUGAGUCCUUCACAGCUGCCCUGCAGACUCAGUGGAGCUGGAUCCUCCAGCUGUGCUGCUGUAUUGAGGCUCAUCUCAAAGAAAACACAGCCUAUUACCAGUUCUUUGCUGAUGUGAAAGAGGCUCAGGACAACAUGAAGAAAAUGCAAGAGAACAUGAAAAAGAAAUACGGCUGCGAUCGCUCCACCACAGCCACACGCCUGGAGGAUCUGCUGCAGGAUGCUGUGGAGGAGAAAGAACAGCUGAAUGAAUUAAAGACCCUUGUGACCAGCCUGAACAAGAGAGCCAAGUCCAUCAUCCAAUUGAAACCCCGCAACCCCACCACCUCCAUCAAAGGCAAACUGCCUAUUCAGGCUGUCUGUGACUUCAAGCAACAGGAGAUAACUGUCCAUAAAGGAGAUGAGUGUGCACUCCUCAACAACUCUCAGCCCUUCAAGUGGAAGGUCCUGAACCACAAUGGACAUGAGGCGGUGGUGCCCUCUGUCUGCUUCAUUGUACCUCCAGUCAACAAGGAGGCCAUGGAUAGUGUUUCCAGUCUGGAUGCAGGUCAUCAGCAGAUGGUGUCUAUGUGGCAGAUGCUCCAUAUAGACAUGAAGAGCUUGCUGUCAUGGCAGUACCUGAUGAGAGACUUCGCACAGAUACACUCCUGGAACAUCACCAUGUUAAAGACCAUGAAAACAGAGGAAUAUAGGCUGAUGAUGAGGAACCUGGAGCUCCACUACCAGGACUACAUGCGUGACAGCCAGGACUCACAGCUCUUUGGCCCCGAUGACCGCAUGCAGAUCGAGGAGGACUACACCAAGUCAACCCAGCAUUUCGACAGCCUGCUUCGCUCCAUGGAGAAAGGUCAACAGGAUGAGUCUCUGUGUAAGAACUACAUCUCUGAGCUCAAGGACCUGCGUGUGCAUAUAGAGAACUGUGAAGCUGGGACUGUGGCUCGCAUACGCAGACCUAUGGAGAGGGAACCUCUAAAAGAAUGUGUUCAGAAGACAACAGAGCAGAAGAAAGUCCAAGCGGAGCUUGAGGGCCUCAAGAAGGACCUUAAUAAGGUGUCUAUAAAGACACAAGAGGUCUUGGCCUCUCCUCAGCAGUCUGCCUCAGCUCCUGUCCUGCGCUCAGAGCUUGACCUCACUGUGCAGAAGAUGGAUCAUGCCUACAUGCUGUCCUCCGUUUAUCUCGAAAAGCUGAAGACUGUGGAAAUGGUCAUCCGUAACACACAGGGUGCCGAGGGUAUUCUCAAGCAGUAUGAGGACUGUCUGCGGGAGGUUCACACUGUGCCCAGUGAUGUCAAGGAAGUAGAGACUUACAGAACAAAGCUUAAGAAAAUGCGAGCUGAGGCUGAGGGUGAACAGCCAGUGUUUGAUUCUCUGGAAGAAGAGCUGAAAAAGGCCUCUGCAGUGAGUGACAAGAUGUCACGUGUGCACAGCGAGCGUGAUGUUGAGCUGGACCACUACCGCCAGCUCCUGUCUGGUCUCCAGGAUCGCUGGAAGGCUGUGUUCACACAGACAGACCUUCGCCAGAGAGAGCUAGAGCAGCUUGGCCGCCAGCUAGGCUACUAUCGUGAGAGCUAUGAUUGGCUGAUCCGCUGGAUUGGCGACGCCAAGCAAAGGCAGGAGAAGAUCCAGGCUGUGUCCAUCACUGACAGCAAAUCUCUGAAAGAACAACUGGCCCAGGAGAAGAAACUGCUGGAGGAGAUUGAGCAGAACAAAGACAAAGUUGAUGAGUGUCAAACAUAUGCUAAAGCAUACAUUGGUGCUAUUAAGGACUAUGAACUCCAGUUGGUUGCCUACAAAGCUCAGGUGGAGCCUCUUGCUUCUCCCUUGAAGAAAACCAAACUGGAUUCUGCUUCUGACAACAUCAUUCAGGAGUAUGUAACACUGAGGACCCGGUACAGUGAGCUGAUGACUCUGACUAGUCAGUACAUCAAGUUCAUCACUGACACACAGCAUCGCUUGGAGAACGAGGAGAAAGCUGCAGAGAAACUCAAAGCAGAAGAACAGCAAAAAAUGGCCAAGAUGCAGGCUGAGUUAGACAAACAAAAGCAGUUAGCUGAAGGUCACGCCAAGGCCAUUGCCAAAGCUGAGAAAGAGGCUCAAGAGCUGAAGCUCAGAAUGCAGGAAGAAGUAAACAGGAGAGAAAUUGCUGCUGUAGAUGCAGAAAAGCAAAAGCAAAACAUCCAGUUGGAACUGCAUGAGCUCAAAAACCUCUCAGAGCAGCAGAUCCAGGACAAAAGUCAACAGGUGGAUGAGGCUCUUCAAAGCAGGGUCAAGAUUGAGGAGGAAAUCCGCCUCAUCAGGAUCCAACUUGAGACAACAGUAAAACAAAAGUCUACAGCAGAAUCUGAGCUCAAGCAACUUCGUGAUAGAGCAGCUGAAGCUGAGAAACUCAGAAAGGCCGCUCAGGAAGAAGCUGAGAAGCUCCGCAAACAAGUCAAUGAAGAGACCCAGAAAAAGCGCACAGCAGAGGAGGAACUCAAACGCAAAUCGGAGGCAGAGAAGGAAGCUGCUAGGCAAAAGCAAAAAGCUCUGGAAGACCUUGAAAACCUUAAGAUGCAGGCCGAGGAGGCUGAAAGGCAAGUGAAGCAAGCAGAGAUAGAAAAGGAGAGACAAAUCAAGGUUGCUCACGCAGCAGCCCAGAAGAGUGCCGCGGCUGAGCUCCAGAGCAAGCACAUCUCGUUUGUGGAAAAGACCUCAAAAUUGGAAGAAUCACUCAAACAAGAGCAUGGCGCUGUCCUUCAGCUGCAACAAGAAGCAGCAUCUCUCAAAAAACAACAGGAGGAAGCUGAAAAUGCCAGAGAAGAGGCAGAAAAAGAGCUUGAGAAAUGGAGGCAAAAAGCUAACGAGGCCCUUCGUUUAAGACUCCAGGCUGAGGAAGAAGCUCACAAAAAGAGCCUCACUCAAGAAGAGGCUGAAAAACAAAAGGAGGAGGCUGAGCGUGAGGCUAAAAAGAGAGCCAAAGCUGAAGAGUCAGCCCUAAAGCAGAAAGAUAUGGCUGAGAAAGAACUUGAGAGGCAGAGGAAGAUAGCUGAGAGCACAGCUCAGCAGAAACUCGCUGCAGAACAGGAGCUGAUUCGACUUAGGGCAGACUUUGACAACGCAGAACAGCAGAGAUCCCUCCUUGAGGACGAACUUUACCGCCUGAAGAAUGAAGUUGUUGCAGCUCAACAACAAAGGAAACAGCUGGAGGAUGAACUUGCCAAAGUGAGGAGUGAAAUGGAUAUACUCAUUCAGCUUAAGUCUAAGGCAGAAAAGGAGACCAUGUCCAACACAGAGAAGAGCAAACAACUUCUUGAAGCUGAAGCCUGCAAGAUGAGGGACCUGGCUGAGGAAGCAAGCAAGCUUAGAGCCAUUGCAGAGGAGGCCAAGCAUCAGAGACAAGUUGCUGAGGAAGAGGCAGCUCGUCAGAGAGCAGAGGCUGAAAGGAUUCUCAAAGAGAAGCUGGCUGCAAUCAGUGAGGCCACUCAUUUAAAAACAGAGGCUGAAAUUGCCCUGAAAGAGAAGGAGGCAGAAAACGAAAGACUCCGGCGGCAAGCUGAGGAUGAGUCUUACCAGAGGAAAGCUCUUGAAGACCAGGCCAACCAGCACAAGCAAGAUAUUGCGGAAAAGAUAGUCCAACUCAAAAAAUCAUCUGAGGCUGAAAUGGAAAGACAAAAGGCAAUAGUGGAUGACACGCUCAAGCAGAGGCGAGCUGUCGAAGAAGAAAUACGAAUUCUUAAGCUCAACUUUGAAAAGGCUUCAUCUGGAAAACUUGAUCUAGAGCUAGAACUGAACAAACUGAAAAAUAUUGCAGAGGAAACUCAACAAAGCAAACUAAGAGCAGAGGAGGAGGCAGAGAAACUAAGGAAGCUUGCCCUUGAGGAGGAGAAGAGAAGGAGGGAAGCAGAAGAAACGGUUAAGAAGAUCACUGCUGCAGAGCAAGAGGCAGCCAGACAACGCAAAGCAGCCCAAGAGGAGCUCGACCGUCUGAAAAAGAAAGCAGAAGACGCCAGAAAGCAGAAAGACGAGGCUGACAAAGAAGCAGAAAAGCAGAUUAUUGCAGCCCAACAAGCAGCCCUCAAAUGCAGUACAGCUGAGCAGCAAGUCCAAAGUGUCCUUGCUCAACAGAAGGAAGAUACCAUCAUGCAGAAGAAGCUUAAGGAAGAGUAUGAGAAAGCUAAGAAUCUUGCCAAAGAGGCAGAGGCUGCUAAGGAGAAAGCAGAAAGGGAGGCAGCUCUCCUUCGUCAACAAGCAGAGGAAGCAGAGCGACAAAAGGCAGCUGCUGAGCAAGAAGCUGCAAACCGAGCCAAAGCUCAGGAGGAUGCCGAGAGGUUGAGGAAGGAGGCUGAAUUUGAAGCUGAUAAACGAGCACAAGCAGAAACUGCAGCACUCAAGCAGAAGCAACAAGCUGAUGCUGAAAUGGUAAAGCACAAAAAACUGGCAGAGCAAACAUUAAAACAGAAGUUCCAAGUGGAGCAAGAGCUCACAAAAGUUAAACUUAAGCUUGAUGAAACUGAUAAACAGAAAACUGUCCUGGAUGAAGAGCUACAGCGCUUGAAGGAUGAGGUUGAUGAUGCUGUCAAACAAAGGGCUGAGGUGGAGGAGGAGUUGUUCAAAGUCAAGGUUCAGAUGGAGGAACUACUCAAACUGAAAAUCAGAAUCGAGGAGGAAAAUCAACGCCUCAUCAAGAAAGACAAAGAUAACACACAAAAAUUCCUUGCCAAGGAGGCUGACAAUAUGAAAAAGCUUGCAGAGGAUGCUGCUAGACUUAGCGUAGAAGCCCAAGAGGCUGCACGCUUUAGACAGAUUGCAGAAGAAGACCUCAAUCAGCAACGAGUUCUUGCAGAUAAAAUGCUCAAAGAGAAAAUGCAGGCCAUACAAGAGGCAUCGAGACUUAGAGCUGAGGCAGAGAUGCUCCAAAGGCAGAAGGACUUGGCUCAGGAGCAGGCACAAAAGCUGCUGGAGGAUAAACAACGAAUGCAACAGCGUCUGGAGGAGGAAACAGAGGAAUACCAGAAGUCACUUGAAUCAGAAAGGAAAAGGCAAUUGGAGAUCAAAGCUGAAGCUGAAAACCUCAAACUUCAGGUUUCUCAGCUCAGUGAAGCCCAGGCCAAAGCUGAAGAGGAGGCUAAAAAAUUCAAGAAACAAGCUGAUCUGAUUGCUUCCUGCCUUCAUGAGACUGAAAUAGCCACCAAAGAAAAAAUGACUGUAAUGGAACAACUGGAAGUCGCGAGACUGAAUACCAGCAAAGAGGCUGAUGAUUUACGCAAAGCUAUUGCAGACCUAGAGAAGGAGAAGGCUAGACUGAAAAAGGAGGCUGAAGAACUUCAGAAUAAGUCUAAAGAGUUGGCUGAUACACAGCAGAAACAAAUUGAACAUGAGAAGACAGUGCUCCAGCAGACAUUCCUGACCGAAAAGGAGAUGCUGUUGAAGAAGGAGAAGCUAAUUGAAGAUGAGAAAAAGAAGCUGGAGAGCCAGUUUGAAGAGGAAGUCAAAAAGGCCAAAGCUCUCAAAGAUGAACAGGAACACCAUAGACAGCAGAUGGAGGAGGAGAAGAAGAAACUCCAGGCUACCAUGGAUGCAGCCCUCAACAAACAAAAAGAGGCUGAGAAAGAGAUGCUUAACAAGCAAAAAGAAAUGCAGGAACUGGAGAAGAAGAGACUAGAGCAGGAAAGGAUUCUUGCAGAAGAGAACCAGAAAUUGCGUGAGAAGCUGCAGCAGCUUGAGGAAGCACAGAAAGACCCAAACAAAGAGCUCAUCCAUGUAACAAUGGUUGAGACAACAAAGAAUGUUUACAAUGGCCAAAAUGCUGGUGACGUGGUAGACAGUGUGGAGAAGAGACCAGAUCCAUUGGCUUUUGACGGCAUCCGUGAUAAGGUGCCUGCAAGCAGACUUCUUGACCUUGGUCUUUUACCCAAAAAAGAAUUUGACAAGCUGAAAAAUGGCAAAACCACUGUGCAAGUGCUUGGUGAGACUGAAAAUCUAAAAAGAAUUCUUAAAGGAAAGAACUGCAUUGCUGGUGUUUUGACACCAUCUAAUCAAAAAAUGCCAAUCUAUCAAGCAUCAAUAGAGAAGAAGAUUACUCCAGGCACAGCCAUGAUCCUUCUUGAAGCCCAGGCAGCCACAGGUUAUAUGUUAGACCCUAUUAACAACCAGAAACUUUCUGUUAACGAGGCUGUCAAGGAAGGAUUGAUUGGCCCUGAACUGCACAACAAAAUGCUUUCAGCUGAGAGGGCAGUUAUUGGCUACAAAGAUCCAUACACUGGUGGGAAGAUUUCUGUCUUUGAAGCAAUGAAGAAGGGUCUGAUGGAACAUGAUCAUGCCAUCAGAGUCCUUGAGGCUCAGCUUGCAACUGGUGGCAUCAUCGACCCUAUCAAUAGUCACCGUGUACCCAAUGAAGUAGCAUAUAAACAGGGACAAUAUGAUGUUGAAAUGAACAAGAUUAUGGAGAACCCUUCAGAUGACACAAAGGGAUACUUUGACCCCAGCACUCAGGAACCUUUGACAUAUUCUGAGCUAAUGGCAAGAUGCACCACUGACCCUGACACCAGUCUGCUACUCCUGCCAAUCACAGACAAAGCUGCUCAGUGCUCAAGUAUAUACACAGAGGAGGAGACCAAGGAUGUGUUCAACAAAACAACUGUGUCUGUGCCAUUUGGAAGAUUCAAGGGAAAGACUGUCACCAUUUGGGAAAUAAUCAAUUCUGAGUACUUCACUGAGGACCAGAAGAAGGACCUUCUCCGUCAAUACAAGACAGGCAAAAUCACAAUUGAAAAAAUCAUUAGGAUUGUGAUUACUGUGGCAGAGGAGAAAGAGAAAAAGAAUGAAAUUACCUUUGAUGGUCUGAGAGCACCUGUCCCUGCCACUGAGCUCCUGGAAUCCAAAAUCAUUGAUAAAGACCUGUACAACAAAUUGCACAAGGGCAAUAAGACAGUCAAAGAGGUAUCUGAAAUGAAGUCUGUCCACAAAGCACUAAAGGGUACAAACUGCAUUGCAGGUGUAGUUAUUGACUCAUCCAAGGAGACAAUGUCCUUCUAUCAAGCUAUGAAGAAAGACAUGAUGAGGGCAGGGCCUGCCUUGAAUAUGCUUGAAGCCCAAGCAGGAACAGGCUACGUGGUUGACCCUGUACAUAAUCAGAAGUACACUGUUGAUGAAGCUGUCAAAGCAGGUGUUGUUGGUCCUGAGCUGCAUGAAAAACUUCUGUCUGCAGAGCGAGCUGUUACAGGAUACAAAGAUCCUUACACUGGAAAGACUGUAUCUCUGUUCCAGGCAAUGAAAAAAGAUCUCAUACCUAAAGAACAAGGAAUCCGACUGCUUGAUGCCCAAAUGACCACCGGUGGCAUUAUUGAUCCAGUAAAGAGCCAUCGCAUUCCUCAUGAUGUGGCCUGUAAGAGAAAUUAUUUUGAUGACAAAAUGAAGCAGAUUCUGAGCAGUCCCACUGAUGAAACUAAAUGCUUCUUUGACCCCAACACAAAAGAAACUGUCACAUACUCACAGCUCUUCAACAGAUGUGUCACUGACAAGAAAACUGGUCUCCAGCUUCUGCCUCUCACUGAUGAAGCAAUCAAUUCAAAGGAGGAGCUAAUAUACACAGAGGACCAGACAAAAGAGGCUAUGACCCAGGCAACUGUGGAGCUUGACUCUGGACCAUUUAAGGGCAGGAAGAUGACCAUUUGGGAAAUCAUCACCUCUGAAUACCUCACUGAGGAACAAAGGCUUGACCUGCUCAGACAGUUUAGGUCAGGAAAGGUUACAAUUGAAAAGAUAAUCAAGAUUGUUAUCACAAUUGUACAUGAGAAAGAAGCCAAGAAUCAAGAACAGUCCAGCUUCAAGGGACUGAGAGCUCCUGUCCCUGCAGGCUCUCUGUAUGAUUCCAAAAUCAUUGACAAACCAACCUUUGACCUCCUUCAACAAGGCAAAACAAAACCUAAACAAGUCAGUGAGAAUCCCAAUGUCAAUAAAUACCUUCAGGGCUCAGAUAGCAUUGCUGGCAUCUACCUGGGGCAGACAAAAGAGAAAAUGAGCAUUUAUCAGGCUAUGAAGAAAAAGCUCAUCAGACACAACACAGGUCUUUCACUUCUGGAGGCCCAGGCUGCCACUGGGUUCAUUGUAGAUCCAGUGAGGAACGAGUGUAUUUCAGUAGAUGAGGCAGUGAAGUCAGGCCUUGUUGGUCCAGAGCUACAUGAAAAACUCCUCUCUGCAGAAAAAGCUGUCACUGGCUAUAAAGAUCCAUUCACAGGCAACAAAAUCUCCCUCUUUGAAGCAAUGCAAAAAGAUCUUAUCCUGAAAGAGCAUGCCAUGCCACUGCUGGAAGCACAGAUGGUUAGUGGAGGAAUCAUCGACCCUGUAAACAGCCACCGUGUCCCAACUGAUGUUGCAUAUCAGAAGAACAUUUUCAGCAAAGAAAUUGCCAAGACCCUAUCUGAGCCAUCUGAUGAUAACAAGGCUUUCUCAGAUCCAGAAACUGAUGAGAAUGUUACCUACAGACAGCUUAAAGAUAAGUGCCAAAGAGAUCCAGAGACAGGCCUGUACAUCCUCCCACUCUCCAAGGCUCAGUCUCCAACUGUUGUGGAGAAAACAUACCUCUACACAGAGGAACAAACACAGAGUGAUCUGACAGACACCCAAAUUGACAUUCCAUUUGAGGGCUUUGCUGAUAAACCAACAAACCUCUGGGACAUCAUGAACUCAAAUUUGCUUCCAGAGCAGGAGAGGCAGAAGCUCAUGGAUGAAUAUCGCUCUGGUAAAAUCACUAAAGAGCGGAUGAUUAUCAUUAUUAUUGAGAUCAUGGAGCAGAGAGAGAUCAUCAGAAAUGAUAGUCCACUGUCAUAUAAGACUAUAAGGAGAAGGAUAACUAUUGAGGAGCUCUACAAUGCCCGCAUCAUUGACUUGGAGACAUACAACCUCCUUAAACAGGGCAAGAGGGACAUCCGUGACAUAAUGGAGAUGACCAGUGUGAAACAGUAUCUCUAUGGCACAGGCUGUGUUGCUGGGGUCACAACUGACUCAAGCUCCAAAAUAAGCAUAUACCAAGCAAUGAAGAGAGGUUUUAUUAAACCAGAAAUAGCCCUCAGCCUCCUAGAAGCACAAGCUGCUACAGGAUUCAUUGUUGAUCCAGUUAAAAAUGAAACACUCACGGUUGAUGAAGCUGUGCGUAAGGGUGUUGUCGGCCCUGAGAUCCAUGAUAAACUUCUUUCAGCUGAGAGAGCAGUCACAGGAUAUAAAGAUCCAUACAGUGGGAAAAUCAUCUCUCUUUUCCAGGCCAUGAAAAAGGAUCUCGUUCCAGAGGAUUAUGCUCUGAAAAUGUUAGAGGCACAAAAUGCCACUGGUGGUAUUAUUGAUCCUGAAUUCCAGUUCCACCUGCCAGCAGACAUUACCAUGCAAAGAGGUUAUAUCAACAAGGAAACCAACGAGAGGCUGACUGACGAUGUUAAAGGAUUUAUUGACCCUGUCACUGAAGAGAACCUGUCAUAUGCACAGCUGCUCAAGAGAUGCAAGUUAGAUGGUGGGUUGCGCCUACUCUCCCUGGGAGACAAGAGGCUGAUGUUCAAGGGUCUGAGGAAAGAGAUCACAAUGGAGGAGCUGCUCCGCUCACAAAUUAUUGACCAGCAGACUGUCACUGAACUGAAUGAAGGUCUUAUUUCAGUGGAGGAGGUUAGCAAUAAACUAUCAAGGUACCUUGAAGGCACAAGCUGUAUUGCUGGUGUAUUUGUAGAGUCCACAAAAGAACGUCUAUCAAUUUACCAGGCCAUGAAGAAGAACAUGAUUAGGCCAGGCACUGCAUUUGAACUCCUUGAGGCUCAGGCAUCCACAGGGUAUGUCAUUGAUCCAAUCAAAAACCUCAAACUGACUGUCAAUGAAGCAGUGAGAAUGGGAAUUGUAGGACCAGAAUUCAAAGACAAGCUCCUCUCUGCUGAGCGUGCAGUGACAGGAUAUAGAGAUCCUUAUUCAGGCAAAACUAUUUCCCUGUUCCAGGCCAUGAAAAAGGGGCUCAUCCUGAAAGACCAUGGUAUCCGUCUCCUGGAAGCCCAGAUUGCGACAGGUGGAAUCAUUGACCCAGAGGAAAGUCACCGUCUGCCAGUUGAGGUGGCCUACAAACGUGGGUUCUUUGAUGAGGAAAUGAAUGAGAUCCUGACAGAUCCAUCUGAUGACACCAAAGGCUUCUUUGAUCCCAACACUGAGGAAAACCUAACCUACCUCCAGCUCAUGGAGAGGUGCAUCACUGAUCCCGACACUGGCCUAGUGCUCCUGCUACUGAAAGAAAAGAAGCGGGAAAGGAAGACCUCCUCCAAAUCCUCAGUUCGUAAACGCAGAGUUGUCAUCGUAGACCCAGAGACAGGCAAAGAAAUGACUGUGUACGAGGCCUACAGAAAGGGACUAAUUGACCACCAAACCUACCUGGAGCUUGCUGAGCAGGAGUGUGAAUGGGAAGAGAUCACAAUGACCUCUUCUGAUGGUACUGUCAAAUCCAUUAUCAUUGACAGGAGGUCAGGGAGACAGUAUGAUGUUGACGAUGCUCUUUCACGUGGCCUCAUUGACCAGAAGGCUCUUGAUACAUACCGAGCUGGAAACCUGUCCAUCACAGAAUUUGCUGACAUGCUCUCUGGAAACAUUGGAGGCUUCCGCUCUCGCUCAUCGUCCUUUGGAUCCACCACUGGUUCCACCACUGGUUCCACCUACUCCUCUCCUAUGAGCCCCAUACCCUCCAUUAAACCACCUGCAGUCAUAUGGAAUGACCCAACAGAGGAGACUGGCCCCAUAGCUGGAAUCUUAGACAUAGACACACUGGAGAAGGUGUCUAUCACUGAGGCCAUACACAGAAACCUGGUAGACAACAUCACAGGCCAAAGAUUGUUGGAGGCCCAAGCCUGCACAGGAGGAAUAAUUGACCCCACAACUGGGGAGAGAUUCUCAGUUACUGAUGCUUCAGAAAAAGGCCUGGUGGAUAAAGUCAUGGUUGAUCGCCUCAACCUGGCUCAAAAAGCAUUCAAUGGAUUUGAAGACCCCAGAACUAAAGUAAAGAUGUCUGCCUCCCAGGCUCUAAAGAAGGGCUGGUUGUAUUAUGAGGCUGGGCAGCGUUUCCUUGAGGUCCAGUAUCUGACUGGUGGACUUAUUGAGCCUGAUGUUGAGGGCAGAGUGCCACUAGAUGAAUCUAUCAGGAAGGGCACAAUUGAUGCCCGCACUGCCCAGAAACUGAGAGAUGUCAGUGCUUAUUCUAAAUAUCUAACAUGUCCAAAAACCAAACUGAAAAUCUCCUUCAGAGAUGCCAUGGACAAAAGCAUGGUCGAGGAAGGAUCUAGUCUAAGGCUUCUGGAGGCCUCCUCACAGUCCAGCAAAGGCCUCUACAGUCCCUACAAUGUCAGUGGCCCUGGAUCUGCCUAUGGCUCCCGAACUGGCUCAAGGACCGGAUCCCGAACAGGCUCCAGGAGAGGCAGCAUUGAUGCCGGCUCUGGCUUCAGCAUGAACUUCUCAUCUUCCUCCUUCACAUCCUCUUCAACUGGCUACAGCCGCAGAUUCUGAUUAGCUAGUUCUGUUUUCCUAACAACUUGUGAUUAAGAACCAACAAUAUUAAUGCACUUUACAGUUGCAUUUGUCACAAGAAAACAUUGUUACAGCAACAAAGAAAAUAUAAUUUAUUUAUUCUGCCCUGCAUGUGGUCACAUCAAGAAUUGCCUAGGCUAUUGUUUUUUUUUCAUAUAUAACAGAUGUCUAAACAUGUGCCUCAUAUAUUGAGACAUAACCAAGCAUUUUUAGAUAUACAAAAUAUAAAUUUUCCUUAGUACUGAUUACUAAGUCAGUUUAUACUUUUCAAAGCAAAGCAUGACAUUUCUGCUGUUUUAAGUGAAUUUAUAGUUUUCAUUUUACACUUGUUAAAAAGUUGUAUACUUGUGCUUUCUGAAACUAAUAUAUACUGUCAAACCGAAAUAUUUUUCCAGUAUUCCUUGUUUCCUUUGAAAUUCAAGAAUAUUUGUCUAUUUUUUAUCUUUUUCAACAGUACUACUUAAUGAGAUACUGGAUGUCAGCUUAGUUCUAAUGUUUUUAACAGACUAAAAUACAUAGAUGCCUUCAAAUGUUUGUAUAGAGUAUGGGCAAAUUUUGUUUUUAUGCUAACUAGCUAAAUAAUAUAUCCAGUAAGAAUACACCUGUGAGACACUACAAAAUGAUACACUACAGGAAUACAACACUGAAAAGAAGUGCCAGAAUUAAAAUUAUGCAGACUGUUCUGAAACCAGUUUUACAUCUGUCGUUACUUUGUACUUAUGCCCUUUUAUAUUCAGUGGACUUUUGCAUUUGACUUCAUUACACCAUUGUUUUAUACACUCCAAGUUUUGGAUUCUUUAUAUUCACCAUCAAUCAAGUGUUCCUGGUAAAUCCCAAGAUGAUGUCAGACUUGAUCCUGCUCUCCCAUACAGACCUGCCUCCUGUUAUUUUGGUUCUUCUGCCUCAGUCCCUCAGAAUCCAACUUAUAAGUACAGAUACUCAGUUGGCUGGGGCAUACGAUCCCCUCAACUUGGAUGGAUUUGUGAGUCCAUGUCAUCCUCGCACAGUUACACAGAUCUGCCAUUGAGUAUGUCCUUUCUUCCAUUGCACAUCACAUUUGAAGAAAGAUCAGGCUGAGUCAACCUGACACCAACUUGGGAUACCUUUCAAGGAACACACUUCAUUCAUGAUCUUUUUUCAGAUUACUUGAAUUCUAAUAGUGAUACUUAUGUUGCCAUAUUCAGAUUUUUAGAAAACACCCCCAAAGCAUACACACAUCUGCAUGUUUAUUCUUUCAUUUAAAUUGGGAUUAACUGUAGUUGUAGAACAGCACAAAUUAAUUUAGCUCGUCCUAAGUCCACUGAGUAUAUUUUUGUAUUAUCUGUCUGUAAAUUCAGUCCAACCAAAGUGCUAAUAAGAUUCAUUUCGAUAAUUGACAUAUUUGAUACAUCACCACAUUGCAUGAAUGUAUGUAUUAUAUCAAAUUAACUCAUUUCAGUUGACAUUUUGCCACAGAUUUCCUUUGCAAACUGCAAAACAGCUUGAAGCUUUAUUUUGCUUAUAGUAUAUUUUUCCAUAACAAGUAUUUCUGUUAUGUAUCUCUAGUGUUUUACCUUUGUAAAUCUUUUUUUUGUUGUUGUUUUCAUCAAGUUUUUGAUAUGUUAUGAAUUUGCCUUGCAUGUUUUACUAACUUUACAAAGGAUAUUUGGGAAAAAUGUUAGUGUAAAAUAAAGACAACUGCAGAUGUAACUGCUGAUUUUAAUUUUAGCAAUAUAUAAAAUCACAAACUAACUGGUUUGUUUUGCUUAUGGGGCAGAUUUUGCUUUGAAUGAUAUGGUGAGUGGAUUCUGUUGUAUGUUCUGAAAAUAACACUGUUGUAAAUAAAUGUGCUCUGAAGAGG
This is a messenger RNA of Siniperca chuatsi (mandarin fish), 19153 nucleotides long. RefSeq names its product plectin b (gene plecb). Gene Ontology annotation, molecular function: structural constituent of cytoskeleton; cadherin binding; keratin filament binding. The transcript is spliced from 36 exons. Bases 463 to 17292 code for a protein of 5609 amino acids. Gene Ontology annotation, cellular component: perinuclear region of cytoplasm; cytoplasm; cytoskeleton. The record is from RefSeq and is a predicted model, not a curated record. NCBI's taxonomy places the organism in Eukaryota, Metazoa, Chordata, Actinopteri, Centrarchiformes, Sinipercidae. Gene Ontology annotation, biological process: intermediate filament bundle assembly; hemidesmosome assembly; wound healing.